Messenger RNA from Orycteropus afer afer, 886 nucleotides. RefSeq names its product dehydrogenase/reductase 7 (gene DHRS7). Lineage: Eukaryota; Metazoa; Chordata; Mammalia; Tubulidentata; Orycteropodidae. Gene Ontology annotation, molecular function: oxidoreductase activity. The record is from RefSeq and is a predicted model, not a curated record.
AUGGGAGCUGACUGAUAUGGUGGUGUGGGUGACUGGAGCAUCAAGUGGAAUUGGUGAGGAGUUAGCUUACCAGCUGUCUAAAUUAGGAGUUUCUCUUGUGCUAUCAGCCAGAAGAGUGGACGAGUUAGAAAGGGUGAAAAGAAAAUGCCUUGAAAAUGGCAAUUUAAAAGGAAAAGAUAUACUCGUUUUGCCCUUUGACCUGACUGACACAAGUUCCCAUGAAGUGGCUACCAAAGCUGUUCUCCAGGAGUUUGGUAAAAUUGACAUUCUCGUCAACAAUGGUGGACAAAGCCAGCGUUCUUUGUUUGUGGACACCAGCCUGGAUGUCUACAAGGAGCUAAUAAAUCUUAACUACCUAGGGACGGUGUCCUUGACAAAAUGUGUUCUGCCUCACAUGAUUGAGAAGAAGCAAGGAAAGAUCGUUACCAUCAACAGCCUCAUGGGUAUCAUAUCCAUGCCCCUUGCCAGUGGGUAUUGCGCCAGCAAACAUGCUCUUCGGGGUUUUUUUAAUGCCCUCCGAACUGAACUUGCCACAUACCCAGGUAUAACAAUUUCUACCAUUUGCCCAGGACCUGUGCAGUCAAAUAUUGUGAAGAAUGCCUUAACUGAAGAAACCACAAAGUCUAUAGGCAAUAUUGGAGACCAGUCCUACAAGAUGGCAACCAGUCGUUGUGUUCGGUUGAUAUUAAUCAGUAUGGCCAAUGAUUUGAAAGAAGUUUGGAUCUCAGAUCACCCCUUUUUGCUCAUGACAUAUGUCGGCCAAUAUAUGCCAACCUUGACCUGGUGGCUAACCUGCAAGUUAGGGAAGAGAAGGAUUGAGAAUUUUAAGAGUGGUGUGGAUGCAGACUCCUCUUAUUUUAAACCCUUGAAGAAAAAACAUGAGUGA